AUGUCUUGUCCAUCGUCAACCGACACCGAUGAAGCUACCCUUCGCCAGCUCACCCACGCACAGCUACAAAAGGUUGCGAAAAGUGAAUUGAUCAUCAAAGAGAUAGUAAAGAUGACCAAGCUUGGGGCUUUAGUUCCUGGUCCUUCGUCGCAAGUAUCAAAGAUAGCGGCAAAAGCAAGUGUAAACAGUUCUCUUAUCGAGGAAAACGACACCUCAUCCAGUGCCGCACAUGCGGAUACGAUCACACACGCUCUGACCAUUGAAGAAAUCAUGGAGUUCGCGGAACACCUUACCAUCAAGGACAUAAUCACCGAAGGUGGUCCCAAUAGCUUUUCCUAUUCCGCAAAACGUCGACGAGCUGAUAUUCUGGAAGUUGUACAAGGUUCAGCUGAAAUGCAAAAAGUGAUCAUACGGGCAUAUAAUCGAAAGAAAGAAAGAAGAAAACGAAGACGCGGGAACAACCGGAGCAAGGUUAUUAGUCGGCAACGCCGGCCCCUAGUACAUCAUGCAUCAGGUGAUACAAGUGUGGCACUAUUUAGGUAA
Suillus discolor is the source of this 543-nucleotide messenger RNA. RefSeq lists its product as uncharacterized. Lineage: Eukaryota; Fungi; Basidiomycota; Agaricomycetes; Boletales; Suillaceae. The transcript is spliced from 3 exons. The record is from RefSeq and is a predicted model, not a curated record. Bases 1 to 543 code for a protein of 180 amino acids.